Kluyveromyces lactis is the source of this 2835-nucleotide messenger RNA. RefSeq lists its product as uncharacterized. The transcript has a single exon. The coding region runs from base 1 to 2835 and encodes 944 amino acids. Gene Ontology annotation, biological process: positive regulation of G2/M transition of mitotic cell cycle; establishment of cell polarity. Lineage: Eukaryota; Fungi; Ascomycota; Saccharomycetes; Saccharomycetales; Saccharomycetaceae. The record is from RefSeq and is a predicted model, not a curated record. Gene Ontology annotation, cellular component: cytoplasm; cell septum.
AUGCCGAUGUCAAAGAGAGACAAACGGAAAUCGGAGGUGCUGAUAGCUGCGCAAUCGUUAGACCAAGAGGUUAAGCAUGUGAAGAACCUGAAACGCCUUUCAAUAGGAUCCAUGGAUCUACUAAUGGAUCCUGAAUUGGAAUACCGUGUAUCAUCACGACAAGGAACAGGAACAGCAACGGAUCAAGAUACAGGAACGCCCUACAUCGCUACCUCGUCGAUAAAAACUGAAACUACUAAAUCAGAACAAGGGGAACAAGAGUAUGGAAAUGAUGAUAAUCAGGAAACACAAUUGUCUCAUUCAAGUUUGAGUGAGGAUGAUACUACCACUGCUGGGGCAGCAGUUGAAGAAGAGGAUGAUAGUUAUUCUUUUACAGAUGAUAGCAUGGACGUUACAAAUGCCGAGUACUUGGAUAAAGACGCUCAGGCAAAUAUGAUAAAUAAUAAUUAUCGGCAUGAGCCACUUCCAAGGAGGAGAGUACUCAGCGGAUCCAUCUCUAGAUCCAUUUCUGGUACGUCAUCAACAAGUGAUGGGAAUGAUGAAUCAAAACAUAACGAAUCAUUGGGACAGAAUUUAUUAUGGGUAAGGGCAGACCAACAUCCUAAUGUUAAACCUGAGAAUUAUUUAGAACUGGUUCAAAAUACACUAGAGAAUAUGAACCUGGGGGGUCGUUCCCCGACAGCCAAUGAGACUCAAGCUCAAUCGUUGUCUGGUCUGAAGACGUUAAGAAAAAGAUCCAUGCAAUCUGGAAAUUCGCUAGCAAGACGACCAUCGCGACUACGGACAUCAUAUACUGAACUUUCAGAAGAUGAUGAAGACAAGGGAAUGACAGAUCAACCGCUAGCUGCUGCUGCACCUACAAUGUCAUCCAGACGUACAGUAUCAUUAAAGGACAUCACAGAGGAAUUGACAAAGCUUUCUAAUCAGGCGGGACUAACAGAUACAGAUGCAGUCACUCUCGCACGAACACUCUGGGUAGCAGAUGAAUCAACGACAGACUCCACCGGGCAGGGUCUUUCAAAUAACUUAGCUGAUGAAGAGGAGGAGUUUGCAUCUACUAUGUUUACCAAGAGUGGGUUUACUGUACCUGCUAGACACUCAUUAAGGAGGAGUAAAUUCAACACUUACAGAAUCCAAUCUUCAUCGUCAAAAGAAGAAAGGAUAAUUGAGACCAGGUCCCCUUCAGGUAGUAACAAUUCACCUAAUUCUAUCAUCGGACUGUACAACGACGAACCAUUCAACGAAAAGAAACCAAUAGUGCAAGAAUUCUUUUCUACUCUGCCCGCAAGUGAUGAUUUUGAAAGCGAGUCUUCCACCGAAGAUGCCGAAUCGAGUGCAGAUUUUAGCAACGAAGUUUCAAGUGAGCUGGAAACCACCGAUAAACAAAGAAUUAACGAGACUUCUAAAAGUUGGAGGUGGUCUCAAAGUCCCACGACGUCCAAUGAUUAUCAACAAGCUCAAUAUGUACCGAAGGAAAAUAUUGCUCCACUCAAAAUCAACCAUUCAAGAAAUCGUCAUAAUAUUGCUGCUACUAAUUCUGAGCGAAAUACUAGUGAAACUAGUAUCAACACUACAGGUAGCGCUGCUACCGUUGUUACUCAAACAAGCAUUGAUACUUCAUCCAAAGAAACCAGCAACACUCAGGAAAUAAAACCAGAAAAAAGAAGAUCUGCUUCUAUGAAUCUAGACCAUGAUACAACGUCGAUCGAGGUAAAUGACAAGAAGCUGAAAAAGGGUAACCACGGUCAAAAUAAGUUCAUGAAAUUCUUCAAGAAGAGGUCUUCUUCUGCUUCAUCCGGGGGUAAGAUAUUUAAAGAAUCCACUACAGAAAACUUGCCAUCUAUGCCUAUAGAAAGGGAGCUAAAGAAAAAACAAUCUGGCAGCGGUCUUUCCAAUAAAUUCUGGAUAAGCCCCAAGAAGCAGAGUAAGUCCGAAUCAGGUAAAGAGGAGCAACUGAAACAUAAGGAUAGAAUCAAGUUUGAGUACGAAAAGGAAAAAAAACAGAAAGAGAAACGCACAAAGAAAAAGCCAUCACUUCAGCCUGCGGUGACUGUCGUCAAAAGCAAUAGGCAAGUUUCAGGUGAAUUAGGCACUGUGAACUACUACGCUGAUGAUAAAACGAAAGGCAACACCCAUAAUCAACAGAGCUCUUCAUCUUUUUCGAAAUCUAAUUCUAAUAGAACAAGCGAUUAUGAGGAAGAUGACGUUGAAGUAACGGAGUUUUCGGUCCACGAAGAUUCUUUCACCAGUGUCCAUUCGAACAGUAGUGUCAAUACGUUCAAAGAUGCGAUCUUGCAGACAGACCACAGCCAAGAUUCACCAUAUUCAGGGACAUCUUCCACUUCAUCCCCAUCUUCCCCUGCGUCACCUCCUGCACCUAUGCAAAUCCCUAGUGCUUCUACACCACCACCACCAACACAACAACAAGAGCAAGAGCAAGCUCAGGGAACACUUGAAAACCAGUAUCCUUUGCCACCCCGUAAACUGACAUUUGCAGAUGUUUUGAAACCAGAUAGACCAAAUUCCCCAAUGAAGUUUACGGACUCUGCCUUUGGGUUCCCACUACCACCGUUAACAAUUUCCACAGUCAUCAUGUUCGACCACAGACUCCCAAUCCACGUCGAGCGGGCCAUUUAUAGGCUCUCACAUCUCAAGCUAAGCGAUCCUAAACGCGUACUGCGACAACAGGUCCUUUUAUCGAACUUCAUGUAUGCUUACUUGAACCUCGUAAACCAUUCUUUGUAUCUGCAACAAAUAGAAGAAGAACACAUGGGAAACAAUGGAAGCAUGAAUAUGGGUAACAGUAACGCGUUGAUAGACAUCCCUGAUAUGUAG